Thyridium curvatum is the source of this 1002-nucleotide messenger RNA. RefSeq lists its product as uncharacterized. The coding region runs from base 1 to 1002 and encodes 333 amino acids. Lineage: Eukaryota; Fungi; Ascomycota; Sordariomycetes; Thyridiales; Thyridiaceae. Gene Ontology annotation, molecular function: ribosomal large subunit binding. The record is from RefSeq and is a predicted model, not a curated record. Gene Ontology annotation, cellular component: mitochondrion. The transcript has 2 exons. Gene Ontology annotation, biological process: translation.
AUGGCGAGCUUGCGGACGGGCCAGAACCUGCUGCGCAGGGCCAACUCUGGCGUAACGAGAAUCACCACUCUUCAAACCUCGACCUCCUCUCCCCAAGCCGCCCUCUGGCAAGCCUACGCCCAGCAUGCCUCCUCCACAGCAGCAGCAGCGCCUUCCCCGUCCACGAUCCACCGGCGGCCCUUCUCAGGCACCAGCCUAGCCGCAGCGAAGAAGAACAAGUCCAAGCUGCACUCGGGCGGCACCGUAGACCCGGCCCACCGCGACGACGCCGUGUCGGCCGUCAGGUCGGACCCCAAGGCCAAGGCCAAGGGCGGCGCCGCGGCGGCGGCGGCCGCCACGGCGGACUACAACUUUGACGCGCUGGAGGAGGCGUGGGGGCGCACCGACCGGUUCCACGCCGACAAGCUGAAGCAGCUGCGCGCGGGCGGGCGCUUCAACCCGGACGUCAUCGGCAAGCUGCCCGUGCGCAUGGCGCACCACCACCACGACGACCAGCCCGUCGCGAGCCCCCACAAGGGCGGCGGCGGCAAGAAGGAUGCGGCGGCGGCAGCACCGCCGGCGGGCGGGACGGUGGUGCCGCUGGACCAGCUGGCCAUGGUGGUGCCGCAGGGCGGCCGCACGAUCGAGAUCCGGCUGCACGAGGCGAGCUCGAAGAAGUCGGUCAUGAGCGCCGUGCAGGCGAGCCCGGACUUCAACCAGCAGCCGCAGGCGGACCCGGACAACGAGCUCGUGCUGCUGCUGCGCAUCCAGCCCGAGCCGGCGGACGCGCAGGUCAAGCGCGUCAAGGAGGUGUGCCGCGAGUGGCGGGAGCAGGUGCGCCUGGCGGGCCAGAAGAGGCACAAGAUGCACCAGGCGUGGAAGAAGGACAAGAGCGCCACCCCGGACGACGUGCACCGCCUGGACAAGGAGCUGCAGAAGCUGCAGGACAAGAAGAUGGAGGCGAUCGACCGGACGGAGAAGGAGGCGCUGAAGCAGGUCAGCAAUAGCCAGAGGAGCUUCUAG